Messenger RNA from Chilo suppressalis (striped riceborer), 2287 nucleotides. The record is from the annotation of a GenBank genome assembly. Lineage: Eukaryota; Metazoa; Arthropoda; Insecta; Lepidoptera; Crambidae.
AUGGGCAUUGUUCCCUUUGCCUUCGCUAAAACGGGAAAACUUCAACAAAAAAAAAGUCAGUGUCAGUCACCCCAGCAUGGACUUUUAUGUCAUCCUUGUUCUUCAAAAUUCAGAUUUCAAUUCAACAUAAAAGUAGUAUUUUGAAAAGAAAUAGGUACCUAUUAAUUUUUUAAACGAAAAUGAAUAGCACAGCGAAAAAGAAACGACGAAUUGAAGGCGUGAAAAAUGAAGAGAAAUUAGCAGACUCGGAUAAUAUAGAAAAUCACCCUGGAAAAAAAUUUAAAAAGCAUAGAAAACAUACCGCAAAGUUCCGCAUUAAGAGUACAGGAGAAUGUGCAUCUUUGGAAAAACCAUUGAACGACAGAGUACCACUGAUGCUAACUGAUAUUCAACAUCUGUUAUUACAUUCAUUAUUAGGAAAUCUCAAUUUAUCUCAGCCACCUAGGUGGUAUGUGUUAGAAAAAUGUGAUCGCAUCAGCCAAACUACUUGUCUCAUUUUGGAAGGUAUCUCAAUUCAGCAUUGGGAAAAAUACAGUGAUAAUCUACAAAACACAAAAAACAUAUUUACUGAUUUUGUUGAAAUACUGACACCAUCUGUAUAUAAUGGUUCAUUAGUCCAAGAAUUAGCCCUAGUCCCGUUGUCUGAAGUUGACAAAGAAGGAAUUAUACAAAAAUAUGGCAGUAUGAAUUUAGCAUUAGAAGCACGGAAAGACUUGAUGGUAAUGAUGAAAGCAGUUUUUCCAGUAAGUAAUAAAACAGAUGAAAAAGUUAAAGAACAAACUGAAGAUAAAUUUCCUAGAACUCAGUUAAUUCUGUCAGCUUGGCAACUUAUUGAGGAGAAUUAUCCAGUUCCUAUUAAGGGUAAAUUAAAAAAUGCUUAUGCAGAUUAUGUAAUGACUAAAGAUGAAUAUAUGCCUGUUACUAUUAAUUCACCCAUGUUCGGUUUGGAUUGUGAAAUGUGUAUCACCAAUGCUGGUUCUGAACUAACCCGAGUAUCAAUAGUUAAUGAAAAACAUGAAACUAUUUAUGAGUCAUUAGUGAAACCUUAUAAUGACAUUACAGAUUACUUGACAAGGUUUUCUGGUAUCACCCAAACUCUUUUGUGUGAUGUAACUAAAAGACUGAAAGAUGUUCAAGAUGAUAUAAGAGAAUUAUUGCCUCCUGAUGCUAUAUUAGUAGGUCAUUCUUUGAAUAUAGAUUUACAUGCUUUGAAAAUGAUGCAUCCAUAUGUUAUAGACACAAGUUUAAUUUACAAUUUUACAGGGCAAAGAACUCGUAAACCUAAACUAAAAACAUUAGCUAAAGAGUUUCUUGAUGUAGAUAUUCAAACUGGAAAGGCUGGCCAUUGCUCUGUUGAGGAUUCCUUAGCAACAUUAAAAUUGGUCCAAUUAAAACUUAGCAAAGACAUAGAAUAUGGUGAUGCUGUACAUACCAAUAGACAAAAAUAUAAAGAGAAUAUUAUUAACAAAAUAUCAAAAACAGAAGAACUUGCCCUAUCAAUAUUCAAUCAUAUGAUUGAACAACGAAAAUCUUCCUUAGUUGUUGGAUGUGAUGAUAUUACAGGUGAUUAUCAUUCCUAUCUAUCUCAAGCUAAAGAAAGUGUCACAUCCCAUUUAAAAAAAGCUAAACCUAAAAAGGUGAAGCUUAAUACAGUGGAUGAAGUUGAGGAAGUCAUAGAAAAACUGUCAGAAGCCACUAAAGAAUACAAUUUUGCAAUGGCUCAUUUGAAGCUGGAAUUAAAUAGUGAUACAGAAGCAGAACAGAUGCAAAUAGUGGAUAAAUGGAUUAAUACAGUUUGGAAUGAUCUAAAUCCAAAUGCUUUAUAUGUAGUUGUGUUUGGUGGAACAACUAAUGAUAAUGGUGUGGCUAUGAUGAAAGUGAAGAGUUAUUAAUUAAGGCAUGUAGAAAUAAGCUAAGUAUUUGUGUAAAUAUACCUACUGUUUGAUAUAAAUAUGUUUUUAAUUAAAAACUAUAUUUUUUAAGUGUGUUACUUAUGCUAUUUUAUUAAACAUUUGUUGACUGUUAAGUUAGUUUAGUGCUUACAUAGAUAAUAUACUUUUUAUUUGAACCAGGCUCUUAAGUCUUUUGCACUUACUUUGUUCACUCAAGGCAAGGGUCUAUUCGAUAAUUACAUGGUGCACAUAGGCAUUUAAAGUAUUCGGCAGCAACUAUCCAUCCAUACUUCCAUCUAAACUAAUAUUAUAAAUGCGUAAGUGUGUUCAUCUGUUACCUCUUCAUGUUUAAACCACUGAACGGAUUUAGAUUAUUGAAGUUAUACUUCUUUAGG